Brachypodium distachyon (stiff brome) is the source of this 981-nucleotide messenger RNA. RefSeq names its product proline-rich receptor-like protein kinase PERK8. Bases 1 to 981 code for a protein of 326 amino acids. The transcript has a single exon. The record is from RefSeq and is a predicted model, not a curated record. NCBI's taxonomy places the organism in Eukaryota, Viridiplantae, Streptophyta, Magnoliopsida, Poales, Poaceae.
AUGGCGGACGCCGUCUUCAUGCCUUCUCCGGCCCCCUUCGCCUUCAGGCUGGACGCCGCUCCCCGGGGAGCACGCGGUACCUCUCGGCCUCCCUCCUCGGCCCCGUCUGCUCUGCCAGGCUGCAGGCCCGUGCUUGCGACGCGCGGGCCAUCGCCGCCUCCUCCUACAUCCGCGACCACCCCUACAUCCGCGACCACCCCUACAUCCGUGACCACCCCGGCUGCUCUCCAGGCCUGCCUCUCUGACCUCUCUCUACAGGUUUUGGUGACACCUCCGACCACGCUCCCGGCGCCCCCUGCCAUGCCUAUCAUGGCCAUCCCCUUCACCGACCUUGAUGACUGCCCCAAGCCGGAUUCAGCACCCGCUGCGGUGCAAAUGCUGUCGGUGGAGGCCAUUACUGCUCCUGCUCCUACCCCGCUUGUGCCGGGUACCAUCGCUGCUCCAUCCUUGGCCGUUGCUACCGCUGCCACGACUACCGACCCUGCUUCUCCAGCAUUGGGUGGGUCUGGUGGUCCCGUAGUGACUGCAAGUGAUGGUCCCGCAACGACUGCACGGCCCUCCCUAGACGGCUUCGUCGCCUCCAUUUGCCGGGAACUGCCGCCGCCGAUCCUUAGCACGCCACGCCCGGCUUCCCCACCGUCGGAACCUGCUGCUACGCCUGUGGCCCCCGCCAUCCGACGUAGCGCUCGCCUCACCAGGCGCCCUGCUACUGGCCUCUCCUCAGAGUUGAUGGCCCAGGCGCUGGUGGCCCACCGGCUCAGCUCCCUCCCGCCUUCUAUGCCCUUCGAUGAUGCCGCCAGGGAAGCUUACCUGGCUCUGUUUGCCGGGCCACUCUCCGAUCAGGCCAUCACGGCCAUUGAGGCUCUGGUCAAGGAAGCCAAGAAGACGAAGAGACUCCCCAAGAUGCUGGGCACCGGGAGUGGUACCGGCCGCGGAGUUGGACGCGGCGCUGGAACGGGCCGUGGCCUCGUCGCCGCCUAG